Molecule: messenger RNA, 961 nt
Organism: Sarcophilus harrisii (Tasmanian devil)
Lineage: Eukaryota; Metazoa; Chordata; Mammalia; Dasyuromorphia; Dasyuridae
Gene: AURKAIP1
Product: aurora kinase A interacting protein 1
Exons: 4
Coding region: 286-903 (205 amino acids)
Biological process (GO): mRNA processing
Cellular component (GO): mitochondrion
Source: RefSeq, a predicted model, not a curated record
CCUCCCCCCCUCCCCGGGCUCCGCAUGGUGCACGUCCGGGCCCGGCCGCCGGGGGCGCUGUGCCGUCUCUCCGCCCGCCUCUAAGGGCUCCGCGUGGUGUUUUCCCAGGCCCGGCCAGCAGAGGGCGCUGUGCCAUCGGGGCGGCUCGCCGGAACCUUCGCGCUGCGGAACUUUUGGGCCGCAGUUUCGGGCGGACCCUUUUCUCCGAGCAACCCGGAAGUUCCUUUGGAAGAGGCGGCAAGAUGCCCUCCUGAGCCUCGUCCUAGAAGCACACACCCAAACACCAUGUUUGUGGCUCGAGUGACCUCUCAGCUCACUAGGGCAGUGCCCUGGGCAGGCUCAUGUUUGUCAAGGUUGGGCCCCGCGGGGCCCCCUCGAGUCUUUGGGGCCAGGUGUUGCUUUUACAGCACCUGGCCCACGGGCAGGAACGGGCCCGCCCCCCAGCCCCAGAGACGGCGGGAUCCAGAGCUGGAGGAGAUGCUGGUUCCCAGGAAGAUGUCCAUCAGCCCCCUGGAGAGUUGGCUCACGGCUCGGUACUUGCUCCCCAAGCCUGAGGUCAGCAGCCCUGGCCCCCGCCCCAGGACGGUGAAUCUGACCUUGCUCUACGACUGCCCCCCGAGCGAGGCCGGGGGUGGCGAGGAGCUGGGCGAAGGAGGCCCCUGGAGGGCGCCCAGGGUGCACUGCAAGAACGUGCUGAAGAUCCGCCGCCGCAAGAUGAACCACCACAAGUACCGCAAGCUGGUGAAGAGGACCCGGUUCUUGCGGCGGAAGAUCCGAGAAGGGAGAAGGAAGCGGAAACAGAUCAGGUUCGAGAAGGACCUGAAGCGUUUGUGGAAGAGAGCAGGCUUGAAGCAGGCCCCUGAGGGCUGGCAGUCCCCCAAGAUCUAUGUGAAGAGCACCUGAGCCCCUCCUGAGUGCUGUCUGCUGCAGCGUUUUAAUAAAUGUUAUAGAAAUGGCACCC